Messenger RNA from Photinus pyralis (common eastern firefly), 849 nucleotides. RefSeq names its product apolipoprotein A-IV-like. The transcript has a single exon. Bases 1 to 849 code for a protein of 282 amino acids. The record is from RefSeq and is a predicted model, not a curated record. Lineage: Eukaryota; Metazoa; Arthropoda; Insecta; Coleoptera; Lampyridae.
AUGGCGGAAUCGCUCAAAAAUCUCGUUGAAUCGGUUGGUAAUUUGUUUACCGAGGCGGGGAAGAAUGUAACCGAGUACGUCCAAGAGGGGAUUAAGAGCAUUGAGAAGAUUACCGCGGAGGGACAGAAGUUGCACGAUGCCAUUAUGCAAUCCGUGUCAGGAUUGCAGCAAGGCUUUCGAGCGAUCAUGGAGGAAGCCGAACGGUUGAUCGAGCAAAAUCGAACAAACCUUGUGUCCGCAAUUGACCGUACCAAAAGCACCGCCAAUGCUGCCCUUGAUGAGGUUGACCCCGGUAAAGCACAAGCGCAUUUCCAAAACGCCAAGGAUAGCUUGGGUCCGCUACUGGCAGAAAUUAAGGGCCAAGCCGAAAAAGAUGCCGAGAAAAUUGGCGCAGAAGCAUCUAAAGCUCUCCAGGACCUCAAACAGCUUCUACUUACCGCAAUAGACUCGGCAAAGAUACUUAAAGUUGCUUCCGAAAAAACGAUGGCGGAAUGUAGAGAGCGAUUGGAUAAGGAGAUCGAAAAGCUGAAAGCUACGGCCGAGGACGUUGGGAGGCGCUACGCAAAGGAUUUCUCCGAUGCCAUUGACACUAUAUCCAAGGAAAUGACGAAGGCUAUCGAUCAAGUGAAAUCAAUCAAGGAUAACGCAACCAAGGGAGCUGCGGAUGCCAAGGAGGCGCUGGAGAAGGCGGCGGAGGAUGUUAAAGGAAAAGCCGGCAAUUCCAUUGACGGCUUAAAGAAGGAAUUGGGAAAGUCGAUCGAAAAUAUAGAGAAGCAGUCGGAAAACGCGGUCGGCGAAUUGGCGAAGGACGGCGAUAAGGCAGUUACUCAUGCUCAAGAAGCUGCCUAA